Sinocyclocheilus anshuiensis is the source of this 2203-nucleotide messenger RNA. Its product is annotated as cyclic nucleotide-gated cation channel-like. Gene Ontology annotation, biological process: monoatomic cation transmembrane transport. Gene Ontology annotation, cellular component: plasma membrane; intracellular cyclic nucleotide activated cation channel complex. The record is from RefSeq and is a predicted model, not a curated record. The transcript has 6 exons. Gene Ontology annotation, molecular function: intracellularly cGMP-activated cation channel activity; protein-containing complex binding; intracellularly cAMP-activated cation channel activity. NCBI's taxonomy places the organism in Eukaryota, Metazoa, Chordata, Actinopteri, Cypriniformes, Cyprinidae. The coding region runs from base 1 to 2022 and encodes 673 amino acids.
AUGACGGGCCAGUCGGCUGCUGAGGGAUCUCCCUGCUCUCAUCGGCUCUCUGCACAAACUCAAGAGGACGAGCAGGACCGAGCAGAGAGUGUGCUCAGCAGGUCUCAGUCUGCGUGUGAUGACACCUCGUCUGAGCUGCAGCGAGUAGCUGCCCUAGAGCCUCAGGAUGCACCGUCCAGAAACUCCUUUAGAGGACGAGGAGCCCUGUCCAGGUUGGUGAGUCUGGUGGUGACUCUGAGAGACUGGGCACACAGGAGUCUGAUAGAGGAGGAGGAGAGACCCGAUUCCUUUCUAGAGAGAUUCCGGGGACCCGAAGUACGAGCUCCACCCAGUCGAAGGAGCAACAACCAACCAGACGCCAAUGGAAACACUAAGGGCAACACAAAGAAGCAAUGGGAGACAUUUAUAGUUUCUCCCUCUGAUGAUAUUUACUACUACUGGCUGUUCUUCAUCGCUGCUGCUGUGCUUUAUAACUGGGUACUGCUUGUGGCAAGAGCAUGUUUUGAUCAGCUGCAGACUGAGAAUCCUGUUGUCUGGCUGGUGUUUGACUAUUUGUGUGACUUUGUCUACAUACUGGAUUCAUGUAUGCGGCUAAGGACGGGUUACCUGGAACAAGGACUUCUGGUGAAGGACUUGGCGAAACUCAGAGACAGCUACAUUCAUACCUUUCAGUUCAAACUGGACGUUAUCUCCAUCCUCCCCACAGACCUGGCGUACAUCAUCUUGGGUAUCAACACACCACAGCUACGCUUCAACCGCCUCUUACGCUUCUCUCGUAUGUUCGAGUUCUUUAAUCGGACGGAGACAAGAACCAACUACCCAAACAUCUUCCGCAUCUGGAACUUGGUUCUCUACAUUCUGGUUAUCAUCCACUGGAAUGCCUGCAUCUUCUAUGCCAUCUCGAAGUCUCUAGGUUUUGGGUCAGAUCAGUGGGUUUAUCCCAACAUCUCAUCCACAGAGGAAGGAGCUCUGAGGCGGAGCUACAUAUACUGCUUCUACUGGUCCACACUGACACUCACCACCAUCGGUGAGAUGCCACCACCCGUACGGGACGAGGAAUAUGUGUUUGUGGUGUUCGAUUUUCUUGUUGGAGUCCUGAUUUUUGCCACCAUUGUGGGUAACGUGGGUUCCAUGAUUUCCAAUAUGAACGCCACACGGGCAGAGUUCCAGGCACGGAUUGAUGCUAUUAAACAUUACAUGCACUUCCGCAAAGUCAGUCGCCAUCUUGAGACACGUGUCAUCAAAUGGUUCGACUUCCUGUGGACGAAUCAGAAAGCAGUGGAUGAACAGGAAGUCUUAAAGAAUCUUCCCGACAAGCUACGUGCAGAAAUUGCUAUCAAUGUUCAUUUAUCUACUCUAAAGAAAGUGCGCAUCUUUCAAGAUUGUGAGGCCGGGCUGUUAGUAGAACUGGUUUUAAAGCUGCGCCCCCAAGUGUACAGUCCUGGCGACUACAUCUGCCGAAAAGGAGACAUUGGAAAAGAGAUGUACAUCAUUAAAGAGGGAAAAUUAGCAGUUGUUGCUGAUGAUGGAGUGACACAGUUUGCAUUGCUAACGGCUGGGGGUUGCUUCGGCGAGAUUAGCAUUCUUAACAUUCAGGGCAGUAAAAUGGGAAACCGGCGGACAGCUAACAUUUGCAGCAUUGGCUACUCUGACCUCUUCUGCCUUUCAAAAGACGACCUUAUGGAGGCCGUAACCGAAUACCCAGAUGCACAGAAGGUUCUGGAGGCACGUGGAAGGGAGAUUCUGAGGAAGCAAGGGCUUCUGGAUGAAAGCACCACACAGGGAGGGUUGCUCGUCAUGGAUACUGACGAGAAGGUUGAACGGCUGGAGAGCUCACUGGAUGUUCUGCAAGCACGAUUUGCACGGUUGCUCGGGGAGUUCACAGCCACUCAAAGCAGACUCAAGCAAAGAAUCACAGCGCUUGAGAGACAGCUGUGUCACACAGGCCUUGGGCUUGUUUCAGAUCAAGAGAUGGACUCUGAGAGUAAUGGUAACUCGCCACGAGCCAACUCGACUACAUAGAUGUGUGCAUCCGCAUCAUGAAGAUUGUGUGCCUCUAUGUCACAGGAUUUUAUUUCUGCACACAAAUUCACAUUUACAGACAUUUGCUUCUUCAAACACAUUCCAACAGCCUCCAGCUUUUAGACUGGUUUUAGACUUGGUUUUUCCAAGUAUUGCCUUUAAUGUUUUUUUUUUUAAAGGA